AAAGCAGAAGGAAACAGCAUAAAAGCAGGACUGAAGGAGUUGGAGAUUUGUUCAAUCCUCUUCUUGGGGAGAACUGAGGCCUCCAGCCGUUGUCUAUGCUGAAGAAAUGGCACAGUGGGACACGAACAUCAGCUCUACUCAUUCUGGGUCCUGUAGGGGAGUGACGAGUAAUAUACAUAGGACUGGGACCCAUGUUUUUUUAUUGUCCCAAUCCAGGACUCAAUCCCGUAUAUCAUAUUUCAUCAGAUAUGGUAAAAGAGAGGAGACAAGAAUUUAUGCUUUUGUAGCAAAGGUUUGAAAUGCCAGAUGAUCGGUAGAGAGUUCUGAAAGAUGGUGAAGGUUACACUAUGGACCUCCAUCUUGGGAAAGAGAAGAAGUGGAAGCACCUGUUGGGGGCUAUCACUGGAAUUAUUUUCAGACACCUGCAUCUUAGAAAAGAACAUGCUUUUGAUGUGUAAAUUGGAUUGGAGGGGAUAUAUAGCUGGCUGGGAUGGAAAGCUAUUUCAGUGGUCCAGGACUAGUCUAAAAAUCUUUACUGAGUAGCUACUAUGUUCCUGCACUGUGCCAACACUUUGCUUGCAUUAACUUACUGAUUUCCUAUGGAAACUCUUUGAGAAAAGAAUUAUUACUAUUAUUUCAUUUUACAGAUGAGAAAACUGAGGAUGAGAGUGAUUUAGCAACAUGCCCAAGGGCACAUGGUUAGUAAAUGAUGGGGAUGGGAUUUGAGUUUGUGUGACUCCAGAAUCUAUGCUCUUAAUGAUGGCCUUUACUUAACUCAGUUAAUAGUGUACAGUCAGGUAGAGGUUCCCCACAGGAGUGUUGGGUCUGGAGCCCAGGGAGGACACUGACUCAGAAGAAAGUAUAGGGUCAUCUGUAUAGGAAAAAGUGGUUGAAAGGAAAACAUGAGAAAUCUUCACCCUAGGUCUGCAAAUAAAUGUUAGGAUCUAAUGUAGGCAGCCAGAGAGAAGGGGCAACUGAUUAGAUCAAGGAAGAGGUGCCAGGCAGGAAGAACUGUGCAUGAGGCAGGGGACAAAGAGUCUCCUCUGUUGGAUGUUUCAUAUAUUGUGACUGAAUUUCAUGAAGGGUCAGAGUGUGACCUAAACAUUGUAUUUUCUUUAAAUAGUGGGAAAAAUCAGCAGAUUUCCCUCACUGCUUUUAGUUCAUUCUCUGAAGUGUCUUUUGCUUCUCUUCCUUUUUUUCUAAGUAAGACUUAAAAUUAGGAAGUUUCUGAGCAGUGAAAAGGAAGCAGAUGACAGAAAAACACAAACGAAUUUUAAACAAAAGAAGUGAGAUGACUCUAGUUUCUGUUACAAAUACCUCGAUUCCAACUGGGACCUGAAUUUGCUGGGGACAGCAGCCACGGAGAUAGGACCAUGUGGCUGUCCCCAGUGCUGCUCCUUCUCCACCUCCCAGGUUGUCAGUCUCUGAUGGGUCCCGGCACUGUGAACGGCAUCACAGGGGGCCCUGUGAGCAUGUAGUGUCUGUAUGAGAAGGUAUACAAGGAGUAUAACAAAUACUGGUGCCAAGGACAGUAUGACACAACAUGUGACAUAAUUAUGGAGACCAAAGGAGAAGAGAAAGAAGAGAGGAAUGGCUAUGCGACCAUCAGAGACCAUGCUGAUAACCUCGCCCUCUUGGUGACCAUGGAGAACCUCAAUGCAGAUGACAAGGUUUACUGGUGCAGAAUUCAGACAGUGUGGAUCCUGGAUGUGUUGUCACAUGGCCCCUUGGUCCAGGCUAAGGUGUCCGUUUCUCCUGGUAAGAGCUCCCCACACUCCAGCAGUAGAAUUAUAGGAUGUAACUGGAUAGGGGUGGAGUGGAGGGGAGCUAUACUUAACAUGUGUCUCUGGGUCUUGUCCUCAGUCUUUGUGGAGCUGGGAUGUGGGCAGAGAGGGAGGUGGCUGAUCCUUCAGCUUUGUGAUGGGGGGAGCAUAGCUUAUGAGCACCCCCGCUCUUAUAGGACCUGGGUCUCACCCUCUUGCCUGUGGAGGCCCCUCCAGGAUGAGCCAAAGUUCUUUCCACUGUACUCCUCAGAAGAACUGUCCCAAAGGAAACAAACUCCCAUACAUCUUCAGCUUCCUCACAGAACAUUCCCUCUACCAUGUUGUCCUGAAAUUGGCCUCCCUAGUCAGAGUGCAGGGAGACGUGAGGAGAGGAGGUUUCUGGGGCUUCCUUCGAGGAGGCAGCUCCCUGCUUGUCACCUUGUCCCCCACAGGUUCCUGCUUAGCAGUGCCUACUUCCUGCUCCUGGUCUUCCUGAAGGUGCCCCUGUUCCUGAGCGUGCUCAGUGCUGUCCUCUGGGUAAACAGACCUCAGAGAGGUUCUGGGGGGAAAUAGAGUCAGCCCGACCAGGAGGACCCGCAGGGCACCGUCCCCAGGAAUGCCCUGAACAGGGAUACAGCCCUUCAGAUCAGAUAAGAGAGACCUUUGGACUCCAGGCCCCAGGGCAGGAGGAGCAGUGGCUGGACUUUGGGGGCACCUUGGGUCUUGUGGGGGUUUUGUUCCUGUGCCUUGCAGGGGUGUGGGGGUGGGGACUGAAUCCAAGAGGACACUUGCUUUGAGUCCUCAAAGUGGGGGAGGGAAUGAGGUUCUCCUGGGUUCAGUCCCCUUGCUUGGGUCCUCCUUUCUCCUCCCUAGCCCCUCCAGCCCUCUGAAAGUAUGAAGCAGUGGUAGCAGUCUCAUAUGGUCACAUGUGCCAGACAGGUAACACAAAGGGGUCAAAAAGCUAGGUACAAUACAGUAGGGUGCGGUGGGGUCUGUGGUCACCUGGGGCAUGCAUGUCCCCUCUAAGGGGCAGCAAUCAGCCAGCUGUCACCAUGUGGCAUUGUGGGGCCACUGUUUGCAGCAGUGCUAUCUUUCAAAGAGAACCCAGAAGUGAAAUUUCCUCAUUGUUACAUAUAGACAACAAACUCCAUUUAAAAAAAGAUCAUGGUCAGCACAAAACAAGUCUAUAAUUUCAUGUAACUCAUGGAUGGAUGUUAGUCAUGACUUCUGAGUAAAGGAUAGAAAUUCCAGAGUCUCAUUGUGUCUGCCUAGUGUUUAUGUCUGGGACCAUAUGGCCUGCCAGCAGGCUGGGGAACUGACCUUCCGAAGUGCACAGAUGGGUCCUCAGGAUGACGGGCCCAGGCUGGCAUCCAGAGGCAAAGCCAGCCCUGCUCCCUGGCCUUGGGCUUCGGGUCAGGUGGCUUCACCCCUUCAGGUCUUGUUAUUCUUCUAUGUGAUAAAAGACACUAGAUGAAGAUUCUUCCAUGUGGCUGCAAAUUCUUUCAUACUCCUCAUAUUAAGAGUUAGAGUUGAUGUCCCCUCCCCUUGAGUCUGGGUGGGCUGUGACUGCUUCAAUCAAUAGAUUAGAGCAGAGUUUCUCAACUCUUUUUCUAUUAUUGCCCCUGA
Messenger RNA from Loxodonta africana (African savanna elephant), 3389 nucleotides. It is a transcript of the gene CD300E, whose product is annotated as CD300e molecule. Lineage: Eukaryota; Metazoa; Chordata; Mammalia; Proboscidea; Elephantidae. Gene Ontology annotation, molecular function: transmembrane signaling receptor activity. The record is from RefSeq and is a predicted model, not a curated record. Gene Ontology annotation, cellular component: plasma membrane.